CGUCUCCGCCCCCGGGCAGGUGAUCGUCUGCUUCGACAGCUUGAUGCUUAUAAAGACAAUCGAGUGAGCGUCAAGAUGCUCUUGGAGGACUCAAACGCUAAGGAUGCUUUGGCUUCCGAUAAUGAAGCCCUUGAAGCCGAACUACUCGGUUUGCAGACACGACUGGCUUCCCAACAGUUGGAAUUCUCCUCUCACCAGGUGGAGCUGCAAUCGAGUUUGGCUAGUUUAAAGGCAAAACUUGAGGAAGCGACGAUACAAACCUCAGAUUAA
Protopolystoma xenopodis is the source of this 270-nucleotide messenger RNA. The record is from the annotation of a GenBank genome assembly. NCBI's taxonomy places the organism in Eukaryota, Metazoa, Platyhelminthes, Monogenea, Polystomatidea, Polystomatidae.